Molecule: messenger RNA, 223 nt
Organism: Talaromyces atroroseus
Lineage: Eukaryota; Fungi; Ascomycota; Eurotiomycetes; Eurotiales; Trichocomaceae
Exons: 2
Source: RefSeq, a predicted model, not a curated record
GGAGUGUGUGAGCUGCGGUAUUGUCCCAACCGGAGGUUAUUUAGGCACCGACCUGCUUUGGGAUCAUGCCAGUAAGAAAAUCUUUCUCGUGAACUUCAGGAAAAUCGCGCUUGCGACUGAAAAGGACACCUGGGAUGAGAUGUUGUGGGUGAGUUGGGGAUUUGGUCGAGAGGUCAAAAGAGCCGCCAUCGCCGCCACCACCGAACAUGAUACAAGAUCGUAG